GUUUGAAACGCGAGUGAACAGUGCAUCUGGAGUUUGUGUUUGUGUUGUCAAGUUCCUGUUAUAAGUAACCGCGCAAGAAAGGGAACGACAGACUCGCUUUCGGUCGCCCCGAUAAGAUGUCCUCAGAUGAAGGGGAACUCAACAGUCCAGACCUACCAAGGGACUCAGACAGAGGUAGCUCGGUGUCCUCUGAACUUCAAGAUGAGUAUGAAGAACUGCUUCGCUUUGCUGUGGUCACUCCUAAGUAUGAGCCAAAUCUUCCGUCACAGCUAAUGAGAAGCUCUUUUCCUUCUAAAAGUGCCCAGUAUUCGAGAUUAAUGGAUGAUGCAGGACUUCAGCAUGAGCACGAGGACAUCACAGAAAAUGGGAGACAGUCUGUACCUGCAAAUGAGAUGAUUUCAGCCAGGGCUACUCCACAGUUAGGUGGUUCCAGACCACAGAGUCAGAUUUCUGAAGCAUUUUCUUCAGGGGAGGAGAUGGCUGCCAGGUCUGAAGGAGAGUCAGAGAGACGCUCUGAAUCGGACAGAUCUGGGCAGAGCAGUCCAGAUCCUGUUAUCACUUCGCUGACCGAGAUGUUUAUCUCGGAGGAGAACCUGAACAAGAUGGAGAAUAUUCUGGAUAUCUGGAGCAGCAACCUGAAGAGUAAUGUGAUGAUGGAGCUAAGGAAAUGGAAAUUGGCCUUUGUGGAGCAGCACAGGCUGGAGAUGAGAAAGGAGAGGGAUAAACAUGCUGCUCAUAUAGCAGGUAUUAAUGCAGAGAUGGACAGCCUCAAAGACCUGCUCAACACCUACCAGAUCUCCAAUCAGAGAAAAGAUGAGGUGAUUGUGAAUCUUACACGGGCGGUUGACAGGCAGCGGGAGCGGCUGGAGCUGAUGAGGAGCUUCACUCAGUGGAGGAUCAAGCACUGCACUGCCAAGGAAGAGGCACAUGGGGCCAAGUUGGCAGAUCAGCACUACCAGCUGCAGCUCAAGAGGAAGGUGUGGGCUGGCUGGCACUCACUCAUCCAGAAAGACUGGAGGGAGAGGGUAGAGCAGGCCUGUCGAACACGUGCUGAGGAUGUCUGCCUGCAGCUGUCUGCAGACUAUGAGGCUAAGCUGCUGGAGCAUGUGGAAGCCCUACAGAAAGCCCAGGCAGAGAUCCAAAGGCUGCACAUAGAGAGAGAGCGCUAUGAAGAAUCUAUGAAGAAAGCCUUCAUGCGUGGAGUCUGCGCACUCAACAUUGAGGCUCUCAGUAUGUUCCAGACUGGAGAUACAGGGAGGCAGGAGCGAGAUGCUCCACUCUCAGGGGAGGAGCCUGGCUGUAGCACAAUGGCCAGUCGCCCGCUCCGGACCGCCUCUGCACGCCUUAGCCCAAUUGUCAUGGAGUCUCCAGUACUGCCCGCCCCGUCACGCAGUAAUGCAGAAGACACAGAAGCAGAGCAGUUCACAUCUCUGGCUGGCUCUAGUGCAGCAGCAAGCCGGGCAGAGGCACUACCUUCCACCACGAUAGUAAACACUGCUUUACCACCAGGAGGCAGCACAAACUCUUUUAGAAAGUCCAGUGCACGGAUAGUAACAGCUGGUCAGCAGAAAGCUUCCAAGACUGUGACUGCACGUAUAACCGGACGCUCCGAGUUGGCCAAGGCAGGCUGCCCUCCUGGAAAUCUGCAUGUGAUGGGUGUGGCCCCACCCAUGAGCUCCGUCAUUGUGGAAAGACACCACCCUGUCACUCAGCUCACUGUUGGUCAGGCAACAGCAGCCAAAUUCCCUCGCUCUGCCCUCCAGAGUCAGACUGUGUCAAGCACUAAGAGCUCCUCCAGCCAGCCAAGAACACACUCCUCUGCAUUUCAUAUUCACUCUAUCAAAGUAGUGGACUAACGCAUUCAGUUCCAUGCAAACACAAAUGAAUGUACUAUGGUUAUUGAUAAAUAUACGAGGACUUUUUAACUGUUGCACAGAAGUGGAUUACAAUAACGUAACCUGUCAAACUACACAGGUACAUAUUGGAGCAAAAACAUCUGUUCUUGUUCAGGGAUCAGGACAAAGAUUUUUAUACUGCUCAUUCAGGUAUGGGUGACCAUUUUUGAUUUAUGUUUAUUUUUAAACCAGUUUAUUUGAUUACGUAUUUUAUACUAAAGAAAUGCAACAAUCGCACCAUGUUUGUAGAUAAAUGUUUUAUUUUUUUUAUGUAUUGUCUUCUUGUCAACAUUUCACUGUUUGUGACUGUUCACUUGCUAAUGUGUGAUACAAUCAUCUUCAGUACGGUCGGUAGUAUGAAGGUUCACCAACAUGUCUGCACAAUCCUCUGAUGAUUUAUAGUGUUCGUAAGACUGAAUGUAUUUGGUAUUCACUGACCAAACAAGUAUGUGUGGUAAUGUAACGUGUGUUUGAAUUGGUGUAAAAUGGGAGUUGAUAGACUUCAGCUCUUUUUUUCCUCAAGGCUCCUCCAAGUGAAAUAAAGCUUUAUUUUUAGAGUUUCAUGAAACCACA
Molecule: messenger RNA, 2468 nt
Organism: Pygocentrus nattereri (red-bellied piranha)
Lineage: Eukaryota; Metazoa; Chordata; Actinopteri; Characiformes; Serrasalmidae
Gene: poc5
Product: POC5 centriolar protein homolog (Chlamydomonas)
Exons: 13
Coding region: 117-1856 (579 amino acids)
Cellular component (GO): centrosome
Source: RefSeq, a predicted model, not a curated record